AUGGCCGCUAAUAUUGCAGCUGAACUAACCCAGCAUCUCAAUGCCCGCCAUCUCCAUCCUACGGCGGCCUGGUUCGAGAGUUUUCUUUCUACCACCCGGCCGAAUACACCACUGCCCGCAUUAAAGCAGACAUUACUAUUCCGUCUACUAGCAACCGAUAUCACAAAAUCCCUAAGUCAGCUGCCCAGCUCGGUGUUCCCUAGCGACGUGCUCAAUGGAAAUACGCAGUCUCGCAUCAUUCCUGGCCCUAUCGUCUGCCAAGUGCUCGACAUUGAGGACAUCGGACACUCGCGCUGGUCCCAAGUCGAAGCCAUUGAAGCAAAAGAGCGGGGCGAGACGACCAAAGGAAGAGAAAUUGUGCGCGUAGUCGAACAAGACAACGAGACUGCUACCGAGGCUGCAGCGCCUGCGCAAAGUAAAGGUCCCUUCAAGCUUCUCCUUCAGGAUGCCAAAGCCCUCAAGAUCUACGCCAUGGAUCUAAGAGGCAUCGAUGGCCUCCACACAAACAUGGCCAUGGGUGCGAAAGUGGUUUUGAAGGACUUUGAUGUAAGAAGAGGAGUGAUUAUGCUUGAGCCAGGCAAUGUCCAGGUUCUGGGUGGGAAAAUUGAGGCGCUCGACAAGGCUUGGAAGGAGGGGAGGAAGGAGCGGCUCAAGGCUGCUGCCAAUUCGCCAGCAGAAAGCGCGGGGUGA
Bipolaris zeicola 26-R-13 is the source of this 690-nucleotide messenger RNA. RefSeq lists its product as uncharacterized. Gene Ontology annotation, cellular component: nuclear body; RecQ family helicase-topoisomerase III complex. The record is from RefSeq and is a predicted model, not a curated record. Gene Ontology annotation, biological process: resolution of meiotic recombination intermediates; double-strand break repair via homologous recombination. NCBI's taxonomy places the organism in Eukaryota, Fungi, Ascomycota, Dothideomycetes, Pleosporales, Pleosporaceae. Bases 1 to 690 code for a protein of 229 amino acids. The transcript has a single exon.